This is a messenger RNA of Carlito syrichta (Philippine tarsier), 1095 nucleotides long. Its product is annotated as butyrophilin-like protein 2. NCBI's taxonomy places the organism in Eukaryota, Metazoa, Chordata, Mammalia, Primates, Tarsiidae. The transcript has 6 exons. Gene Ontology annotation, molecular function: signaling receptor binding. The coding region runs from base 1 to 1095 and encodes 364 amino acids. Gene Ontology annotation, biological process: regulation of cytokine production; T cell receptor signaling pathway. The record is from RefSeq and is a predicted model, not a curated record. Gene Ontology annotation, cellular component: external side of plasma membrane.
AUGGUGGAUUUUCCAGGAUACAGUCUGUCUGGUGCAGUCGCCUCCUUCUUCUUCAUUUUGCUGACUAUGAAGCAGGAAGAUGACUUUAGAGUGAUUGGUCCAGCUCAUCCUAUCCUGGCCAGGGUUGGGGAAGAUGCCCUACUCACCUGUCAGUUGCUCCCCAAGAGGACUGCCAUGCACAUGGAGGUGAGAUGGUACCACUUGGAGCCCAGCACACUGUUGUUUGCAUAUAAGGAUGGAGCAGAGGUGACCGAGAUGCAGAUGGAGGAGUACAGAGGCCGGGUAGAGUGGAUACAGGACAACAUUGCAGAGGGAAGUGUGGCUUUGAAGAUACAUGAUAUUCAGCCCUUUGACAAUGGACAAUACUGGUGUCGCUUCCAGGAUGGGAACUAUUUUACAGAAACAAGCUUGCUGCUCAAAGUAGCAGGUAUGGGGUCUACCCCUAACAUCCACAUGGAAGGAUCUGGGGAAAGCGGAUUCCAGUUUGUGUGCACUGCAGGGGGCUGGUUCCCAGAGCCCCUGGUAUAUUGGAAAGACAACCAGGAAGAGAGGUUGCUGACAGUGUUUGAGAAUCACAUCCCAGAUGAAGAUGGCCUGUUCUAUGUGGAAGACACCCUUGUGCUCCAGGAUGACUCUGCAGAGACUGUGUCCUGCAUCAUCCAUAACCCUGUCCUCACUGAGAAGAAGGCAUCAAUUGUCUACAUCCCAGAGAAAUUGCAGACCAAGAUGGCUUCCUUAAAAGUGAUUGGACCUUCUCAGCCCAUCUUUGUUGGAGUGGGAGAAGACAUACAGCUAAACUGUUACCUUUUCCCCAAGGCUGACGCACAGAACAUGGAGGUGAGGUGGUUCCGGUCCCACCGUCACGCAGCUGUACAUGUGUAUGUGAAAGGGAACCAUGUUCCUGGGGAACAAAUGGCAGAGUAUAGAGGAAGGACUACGCUGGAGAUUAACACCAUCAAUGAGGGCAGAGUGACCCUGCAGAUACACAGUGCCAGACUUUCAGAUGAUGGAAAGUACCACUGCCUUUUUGAACAAGGUGGUGUCUAUCAGGAGGCCACUUUGGAUCUGAAGGUGGUCUGGCUUCUUCCCCACUGA